Molecule: messenger RNA, 645 nt
Organism: Haemonchus placei
Lineage: Eukaryota; Metazoa; Nematoda; Chromadorea; Rhabditida; Trichostrongylidae
Source: the annotation of a GenBank genome assembly
UUGUACUUACGAAGUUAUGUGAUUAGAGUUGUCAUCCAAGAACAGCGGUUUUCAGCAUCUGAUGGAAUAAUCCGUACCUACUUGCACGCUUAUUUGCCUACCAAUUUGACUAUCAAAGGAUCGCCGUUUCGGCCGUAUCUGACUCAACAAGAUGUGGACAAGAUGCUAGGGCCAUACUUGGUUCUAGCGUUGACACUUGUAACAUCACCCUUUGUUAUUUUCUUGAUCGAAGAACGUGUUAGCAAGUUUGCACAUCAGCAGUUUUUGACGGGCGUUUCUCCAGUCUUAUUCUGGACAUCCUCGUUCCUCUUCGAUUUUCUCUUCUACUCCAUUGUUUGCGCAUGUUUCUUCGUAGUGUUCAUAAAAUGUGGUUGGAUGCAAGGUUAUCUCGGAUUCGUGAUUCUGCUGUUUGCUCUAUACUUUUGGUCAUGUGUGCCAUUCAUUUACGCCAUGUCCUUCAUAUUUUCAUCGUCAUCGAAGGCGAACGUCUUUCUUAUUCUUUGGCAACUGGUGGCUGCUUACGUUGCUAUGAUGUGCGUAAUUUUCUUCACUCUCGGCGAUAUGAUACAGUCGCACUUCAGCGAGAUGAUCAGGGUAACUGCAUUUUUCAUCGCUUAUUUUCCUUAUUGCUUAGGCAAGUUUUGA